AAAAAUAAUAAUUCAUGUAUAUUGAAUUUAAUCGAUCUUAAUUUAUUUAUCAAAAGGGUUCGUAAUCCAUGAGUUUAAUAAUAAUGUACUCAGCAAUUUAAAUUCGCUAUCACAUACGUUAGCUAGUGCGUCCGGCUGCAUCAGUUAACUGUGGGGCGACUGCCAUCGCAUACUAAAACUAUAACGAUAGUCUUAUCACUGAAACAUAUAUCUAUAAAUUUUUAUAUUUGAGCCUCACUAUAAAGGAAAAAUUAACAAACUUAUAUCACAUGUAAACAAGAUAUGUAAUCAAUCUAUUUAUCUGUUUAUCGAAAUCCAUUUUUUCUCGGGUAAAAAAAUUUACGAAACGUUUUUUCAUCAUUUAAAGUUAAUUUCCAGAUGCUGAAUUUUUAAUUGGAUGACACAAAAUUGAAAUAAGCCAUAUCCUCGACCUUCGGUGGAAACACACCUCCAGCACACGAUCAUUGGCUGUUUCUCGAGAAAAAAAGUUGGCAGAUGUAAUGGAUGAGAUACCGAUGGAUUAUCAUAUUCAAAUUAUUGGAGAAGAAAGCAAAGCGCAAGUACUUGCAUUUCUUCGUCGUUUUUUUUUUCGCGACGAACCAUUGAAUUACAAUAUUAAACUUAUUCCCGAAGGCGAAAAUAGUACUUGCAUACCGCUAGAAAAAUACAGUAUGUCAUCAAUUGAUGAAAGUUUGAGUUUGAUGGCUGUUUCAUCUAAUGGGAAUAUUGUGGGAGUGCAACUUAAUGGUACUACAGUCGCACCGGAAGACACGGACGAACCAGAUUUCAUAAAAAAUUGUGAAAAUGAAAAAUUUAAAAAAAUACUCAGACUGUUGCAUUAUGUUGACAGAAAAGCUGAUGUCCUUAGUCGGUAUCCGGAUAAAAAAAUGAUAGAUGUUAAAAUUAUAUCUGUUGAUAGUAAUUGGCGAGGCAAAGGUAUUGCUGCUACGCUUUGUAAAAAAACAAUGGAAAUGGCCAAGGAAUUGAAUUACGAUUACAUUCGUACCGAUGCAAGUUCUCAUUUUACUGGAAAACUAUGCAAGCGUCUAGGUUUCGAGCCAAUAUAUGAACUUAAGUACCAAGAUUACGUUGAUAGUAAUGGGAAACCUAUUUUUACACCUGCUCAACCACACACUUGCAUUAGUACGUACAUCAAAAAGUUGUAAUUGAAGGUAUCUCAAUUACAGUAAAGCAGUAACGUGAUAAAAAUCAUUAAAUUGAUAUCUAUAAUUUAAAUUAAUAGAAAAAAAUAGCCGAAAAUUUUUUAUACAAUUUAAAAUUAAGA
Microplitis demolitor is the source of this 1285-nucleotide messenger RNA. Its product is annotated as arylalkylamine N-acetyltransferase 1. Gene Ontology annotation, molecular function: N-acetyltransferase activity. The record is from RefSeq and is a predicted model, not a curated record. NCBI's taxonomy places the organism in Eukaryota, Metazoa, Arthropoda, Insecta, Hymenoptera, Braconidae. The transcript has 5 exons. Bases 501 to 1166 code for a protein of 221 amino acids.